UUUGUUUCUUGGUAUGCGUGCUUGCGCGAGGGCUUUUUGAGCGGCAUUCCUUUCCUUGCCCCUUGAGAGUUUGCUCAUCGCGAUCGCGAUAGUUUGGCCGCUCGUCACGGUCUGGAGUGUGAUCUCUCCUAUCCACAUUUUCCCUGAUUCUUGGAUCUUCGCGUUCUUUGCUCGCCCGCUCGUCCCGCGCCCAUUUCCGAUCGAUUCUCUGGUUUCUCGGGGCAGAUGCGUUGCUGAUUUCUACAUUCCAGCGCUCCUCUCAUGGCAAGAGAUCCAGCUUACGAUCUCUCUCGCGGUUUCACCUCUCCAUGCGAUUGGGCCGCCUCGUUCGCCAAGAACGAAUCGCAGGCUCUAGCCGGCUUUGGCGUCGCCAGGAAAUUCCAGUCGUCACGGUUACAGCAGCAGCCACUUCCCCUGAGAUCCAUCUUCACAGACAGUACGGUUCCAACGCUAGCUCGCCUCGCUAAUUCUCCAGCCACAAGGGAUGAUGGAGCGAACGAAAUUUGUGCCAGGAAUGGAGCCCCUAGCAGCGCGAAUCCACAAGACCCAAUCGAUGGAUUGGAUCUUGGGCAAAGGCCCGAGGCGACGUCCGAGUCGGGCUGGACGGCCUACUUGGAUAUCUCCGUGGAUUGGAACGCUUACAACAGUUUGUCGAGACAUCUGAUAAGACCCGGAUCGAUCGACGGUGGUGGGUCGAUGGAGGACGAGUGGCGGGAAGAUUCGUCCAUGGAGUCGGACGCGUCCUCUGGUCCCGAGCAGCCCGAGCUCCUCCGAAAGGAGGGGUUGAGGAGGAACGCUCUACGGGGGAAGAGAAAGUCGGCGGCGGUGAGGGAAACCAAUCCGUGUUGCGUCGUCCGGGAGGGCGAUAAUGAUCUCGAUGAUACUUGCCAGUCGAAUCUCAGCUGUGAGUCGGUCUCGGACGAUCCGAGACCGGCUAGACGGCGAUGCAAGAGAAGUAGAGUCGGCGAUGAUCAUCAACCAGCAUUGUCACGGCCUCCUCAGGUUGUAGAUGAGCACUCGGAUGAGAAUGAGGUCGAGGUUGAGGCUGGCGAAGCCGAGAUUUCCAGCCCUCCAAGCGUCAAUAUACACGAGAAAGCUGUAGAUUCACGCUUGGAGUUGCUGCAGCACUUGAUACCACAUAGUAGUAGACAGCUGGAUGAAGAGCAAGUGCUAGAAGUCGCGAUCGACUACGUGAAAAGUCUGGAAGAGGAGAUCAAGAUGUUUGGAGCUUCAAAGGAUGGAUUGAGCAGCGAGCAAUCUGCCUCCGCUGGCGAUAGCGCAAUGACCUCGCAGAGUUGCCAAGCUGCAAGUGCGUUGCAGGACAAGGGCAUUUGCAUGUUCCCACUGUCAAUGGUGGUGGCAACGACAACAUGACGCAACGAUCAGUCCUUUUGUAUGAUGCAUUGCUGCUGCUGCUGAGCUCCUUGUACCAGUGCCAAGUUAUAAUGCUCUUCUUUUUUGGUGCCAAGAUCAUCCACUGAUCCAACAGAAAAGGGUAUCAUCGAUGUCUUGGUUUGUAAAACAAGAAUGUCUUGCUGCUUCCCAGUUUGCUGGAGCAAGAAGCAUGGGCACAACACACAACACACAAAUCCUUUUUGAUCUCAAGCUCAACUUGUAUCUUGUGUCAACUGUUAAAAAGAGGAAAGAACACCUUGCUCUUUA
This is a messenger RNA of Selaginella moellendorffii, 1662 nucleotides long. Its product is annotated as transcription factor BHLH089. The transcript has 5 exons. Gene Ontology annotation, molecular function: protein dimerization activity. The record is from RefSeq and is a predicted model, not a curated record. Lineage: Eukaryota; Viridiplantae; Streptophyta; Lycopodiopsida; Selaginellales; Selaginellaceae. The coding region runs from base 262 to 1374 and encodes 370 amino acids.